Messenger RNA from Anneissia japonica, 2278 nucleotides. Its product is annotated as atrial natriuretic peptide receptor 2-like. Lineage: Eukaryota; Metazoa; Echinodermata; Crinoidea; Comatulida; Comatulidae. The transcript has 16 exons. Gene Ontology annotation, biological process: protein phosphorylation; intracellular signal transduction; cGMP biosynthetic process. Gene Ontology annotation, molecular function: peptide receptor activity; protein kinase activity; ATP binding. The record is from RefSeq and is a predicted model, not a curated record. The coding region runs from base 16 to 1794 and encodes 592 amino acids.
UGCAAUUCUAACAAAAUGGAUAAUAUUCACAUAGCAUACAAGACGUGGUCAUACUGCUUUAGCAUAAUGCGAUCGCAAGGAGACUGCGAUUCUAUGGAGAAAACCACGUCGCGCACCAAAACGGAUGCAACCGACAAUCUGCAGGGAACUUGGCCGAGGACGGUGGUACGACCGUCGUACGGCGCGUAUUUCUACUGGAAACAACAGAAGAUGCUGUAUGAUGAAAGCUGGAUAAUAAACUAUGACGAAAUUAAACCAGAUAAUGGCGCGGGAAGAGGAUUGCUGGGAAGUAUGGUUAGCAUGCAACAAAGUGCAGACAACAUUACCGACAUUAGCAGCGGACAUACUGGUAUGUCGUCACAGAUUCAAAGUAAGCAAGUCUUCGCCGAGCUUGGACUUUAUAAUGGACAAACAUUAGCAAUCAAACGAAUUGCAAAGACAAGUUUUCAACUAACAAAAGCAGUUAGGAAAGAAGUGAAAGCGGUGAGGGAUAUUCAGCAUAUUAAUUUAUGCAAAUUUAUCGGAUCUUGUAUAGAGGUGCCGAACGUGGCCAUCUUAACAGAAUACUGCCCAAAAGGCAGCGUGCAAGAUGUCCUGUUAAACGAAGACAUUCCACUAAAUUGGGGCUUCAGAUUCUCGUUCUGUACUGACAUAGCACGUGCUUUAACCUGCCUUCAUCAAAACAAGAUAUAUCACGGGCGUCUGACAUCAUCAAACUGUGUCGUAGACGAUAGAUGGGUUGUUAAAGUCACAGACCAUGGCCUGCCGACCAUACGACAAGUCGAAGGCCAAGAGUUCGACAGAACGUAUAAAGACCAAGUGGCUCGCGUAUACUUACCGCCAGAGGUUAUUCAAGGCAAUGGGAAUGUGUUUUCUCCAAGUACUGACGUAUACAGUCUUGCCGCAGCCAAUGUUGCCGUUAUGGCUCUUGAGGGUAUGCUUCCAAAGUCGGUAGCCGAUGAACUAAAACGCGGAAAGAGCGCCACUGCAGAAUCGUUUGAAAGCUGCACAAUAUUUUUUAGCGAUAUAGUUGGCUUUACCAAACUAUCCAGUUCCAGUUCACCAUACGAGAUUAUUGCUCUUCUCAAUAAACUUUACGUGACUUUUGACUCCAUCAUCGAUAAUUAUGACGUAUACAAGGUUGAGACAAUCGGAGAUGCAUAUAUGGUUGUCUCCGGCCUUCCGAACAGGAACGGCGACAGGCACGCAGGUGAAAUAGCUAGUAUGGCCCUAGAUCUAAUUAGAGUGUGCAACACAUUCAUUAUUCCCCAUAAACCAGACACCAAGUUGCUCAUUAGAGCUGGUAUACAUUCAGGGCCUGUUGUGGCAGGAGUCGUGGGACUGAAAAUGCCGCGGUAUUGUCUAUUUGGGGAUACAGUGAAUACAGCAUCAAGAAUGGAGUCCACAGGAGAAGCUCUAAAGAUACAAGCCAGUGAGAAUUGUAAAAAGGUUCUCGAGAAAAUUGGAGGAUAUAACGUUGAAGAUCGAGGAGAGAUGCAAGUGAAGGGCAAGGGAGUGAUGAGAACAUACUGGGUGAUGGGCCGAGUUCGCGUUCCCUCAUAUUCGUUACGUCAUUCCCAUCAUUCUAUAGCAACGACUGGUGGUUCAUCCACCGCAUUAACGUCUACCAAUAUUAUAAUGGAUGAGGAGGAUAAUAGGACAAAGAAAUUAUCGUUAGAGGAACGAAGCGAUGACGGAAGUUUCAGAAGAUUCUCCCUCCCAGGUUCAAUUGAAGAAAAGGAUGGUAUAGAGAUGUCCGAGAAGUUGCUACUUAUAAACGAAAGCUCAUUCUAAGUACAUCUAAAUCGUGAUUGGUUUACGCAAAAAAUUACACCGUCCAAGUUCUACGACUCAAUGAAUUAAACAAUCAAUCAAUUAAUCAAUAAAUAAUCAUUUAUUUAACAUACCGGCACAUAUGAAGAAAAUAUAUCUAUAAAGAUGCAAUUGACAGUCGAUCAAUAUUAAUAAUCUACCGUAUAUUACACUGUAAAAUGGUGUUUAGAUUCAUAAACACAUAAUAUGUAUUCACCAUUUUUCACACGUUCAUAACAUGUGUUUAGAAUUUAGAAUGUAUGCUGUGUCCACUUUUUUCACAGGUUUAGCUGGAAACAUAUUCGUAUUUUAAACGUAAUUACGUUGACUGCAUGUAGAGAAAAAGAACCCCUCGGUGACACGUUUAUUGCUAAACGUGUGGAGCAUUACAUCCAAAGACUUUUAACUGUUACCAGGAUAGGAAGCUGACUGGUUCAAGCCGUCUAACUUGAAUUAGCCUUAUGUG